GGGGAGGUUUAAAGCAAUACGUAAAAACCCGCUGGACAACAGCUUUUGAUUGCACUAAUUCCAUAGUUAGAUGUCAAAUGGCAAUGAAACAUUUAGUUGAAAAUAAAUCAUAUUUAUUUAGUAAUAAAAUUUUGUCCAUUCUACGAUGUCGUACCUUUUAUCGUAAUAUUGAAGAUCUUCAAACUAUUCUUGAACCAAUCAAAAAAGUGGUGGUUACUCUUGAACAUAAAAGUGCUACAUUGGUUGAAUGUUUUAUUCAUCUUAUGAAGCUAGGAAUAAUGAUUAAGGAAUUUCCACCAGGAAAUAUAUCUUUUAAAGAACAGUGUCAAGAAAUAUUUGAUAAACGUUGGGGGCAAUUCAAUUUUGAGUUGUAUUUGCUUGCUUUUUUUUUACAUCCCCAACACCAAG
This is a messenger RNA of Entrophospora candida, 408 nucleotides long. NCBI's taxonomy places the organism in Eukaryota, Fungi, Glomeromycota, Glomeromycetes, Entrophosporales, Entrophosporaceae. The record is from the annotation of a GenBank genome assembly.